CACAGCGGGCCGUCCCGAGGUGUGGUUUUCACUCCGUGGCUCCGAGCAAGCGUUUCCGGUUCCGCUGACUGGGUCUCCCGGGCGAGCUCUGGGCCUGGCGACCGGCUGGAGUGGACGCGAGGGUGACCCCUGAGGGACGUGAUGUUUCCGAGGAGAAGGAAAGCAGGAAGACAGGGAGACGCCACGACUCGAAAGAGUGUGAAUGACAGAGGUGGUGCCAUCCAGCGCCCUCAGCGAGGUCAGCCUGCGCCUCCUCUGCCACGAUGACAUAGACACCGUGAAGCACCUGUGCGGCGACUGGUUCCCCAUCGAGUACCCAGACUCAUGGUAUCGUGACAUCACGUCCAACAAGAAGUUCUUCUCCCUUGCUGCCACCUACAGAGGCGCCAUCGUGGGAAUGAUAGUCGCUGAAAUUAAAAGCAGAACCAAAAUACACAAAGAGGAUGGGGAUAUUCUAGCCUCCAGCUUCUCCGUGGACACCCAGGUGGCGUACAUCCUCAGCCUGGGCGUGGUCAAAGAGUUCCGAAAGCAUGGCAUCGGGUCCCUUCUACUUGAAAGCUUAAAGGACCACAUAUCGACCACUGCCCAGGACCACUGCAAAGCCAUCUACCUGCACGUGCUCACCACCAACAACACAGCCAUCAGCUUCUAUGAAAACAGAGACUUCAAGCAGCACCACUACCUGCCCUACUACUACUCCAUCCGCGGCGUCCUCAAGGACGGCUUCACCUACGUCCUCUACAUCAACGGCGGCCACCCGCCCUGGACAAUCUUAGACUACAUCCAGCACCUGGGCUCAGCGCUGGCCAACCUGAGCCCCUGCUCCAUCCCGCACAGGAUUUACCGCCAGGCCCACAGCCUGCUCUGCAGCUUCUUGCCAUGGUCAGGCAUCUCCAGCAAGGGUGGCAUCGAGUACAGCCGCACCAUGUGAUGCCCGCUGGGCAGCCUCCACCAGUUCCCACCCUGCGGCGCCCUGGCGAGCCCGCCUUCCUGUCCAUCUGACCUCUGCUGUCCUCUGCAAGGAGCUGGUGACCCCCUGCCGGGCCCGUCGGCCUGCUCCAGCUGCAGGCCCGGUGCUAUGCGGGCUCAGAGCAGAGAGCGUGCCCAGCCUCCUCACAGGCUCCCCAGCUCUCCUGGCUUCUGGAAGCUUCUGCCUCUGCCCGGUGCCCUGGUCCUGCCUCCACACUCAUGCAUCCUCCCCACCAGGCGGCUGGCCAGGGGGGCUGCUCUCACCGGGAAGGGCGUACUGCCCGGGCCUCUCCUCCCCUGCCGCCUGUUCCGUCGGCCCUUUCCUGCAAGCUGAAGGGGACUGUGUGCCGCGAGGGAGCGGCACAAGUGUUACAGUCGUGUUUGUCCGCAAAGGCGCAGGAGCCUCAGAACAAAGUGGAGGGUGAAGGAGUCCGGGCCCCCAGUCCCCGGCCCCCCCCAAGGUGCCUGGAGCAGCGGCCGGGGUGGGGAGGCUCUUCCUGCGAGCACAGAGCUCUGGAGCUUAGCUCCCGGCUGUCCCCAAGACACCGGCCUGCCCGCUGGGUCCUGGGCUGCUCCGCACCCCUGGCCUGCCGCUGGGAGCUGGGCUCAAGACAGGUUGUUCCCCUCCUUCGUGCUUCCAUGAGCCGCAGCUCCAGGGCCUGGCCUGUGCAGAUGGGAGACUGCGCUCACUGGUCUGGUCUAGCCAGGGCCAGAGGGCAGGAGUGAGUCACAUGCCUGUGGCCCCUCAGCCUCCGAGGGCAGAGGCCGCGUCAGCUCUGAACUGUGUUUGCAGUAUGCAGACAUCACACACAUCUAGCGUUCCUUCCGCCCUGCAUCCCCUAAGAGCCAUUUGCUGCCUGUCCUGCCCACCAGAGCGGCCAGGAACCAGGGAGGCAGGUCCACCCAGUGUUGCUAUAGUGUCCAAGCCCCGUGGCAGAGGGUCCCAGCCCCGCUGCACCGCUGGCCUGUGCGAGAGGGGAGCCAACCCAGGCAGCUGGGACCGCAGUGCCCUGAGUGUCCCAUCCCAGCUGUACAGCAGGGGGAAGGGUCCUCAGCAUGCUGGCAGCCCCUCCUGGGCAGCGUCCUGCGGAGUGGUCCAGCCUUGGCUGCUGCUGGCCGUGUGCUGCCGCCAUGGUGUCCUCUGCUCAGAAUCAACGGUGAUCAUGUGAUUAUUUCUGCCCCAUCGGGUGAGGGAAGAGUCUUCCAGAAGGUUCUGCCUUGGACAUUCAGAAUCCAGCUCAGAUGCCUUGCCCGCCCUCCCCCACCCUGCCCCCUUAAUCACUGCAUUGUCCAGCUCUGUGCUGAGCGGAUGGUAGUGUUUGAACACCAACGAAUAAAUAGACUGUGAGUGGG
This is a messenger RNA of Oryctolagus cuniculus (rabbit), 2322 nucleotides long. RefSeq names its product N-alpha-acetyltransferase 60, NatF catalytic subunit (gene NAA60). Gene Ontology annotation, molecular function: histone acetyltransferase activity; protein-N-terminal amino-acid acetyltransferase activity. NCBI's taxonomy places the organism in Eukaryota, Metazoa, Chordata, Mammalia, Lagomorpha, Leporidae. Gene Ontology annotation, biological process: N-terminal peptidyl-methionine acetylation. The record is from RefSeq and is a predicted model, not a curated record. Gene Ontology annotation, cellular component: Golgi membrane.